Molecule: messenger RNA, 1084 nt
Organism: Pieris napi
Lineage: Eukaryota; Metazoa; Arthropoda; Insecta; Lepidoptera; Pieridae
Exons: 2
Coding region: 76-678 (200 amino acids)
Source: RefSeq, a predicted model, not a curated record
AGUAGGUUAGGUUAUAAGUAACUUUUGAAGUUGUUUGCCAGUCACACGUUGCCAUGGCAACAAAAAGCUUUAUUAAUGGCUACGGACGAAGAGAAAUGUAAAGUGGCGAAAUUACUCCAAGAUUUAGAAGUGCCCGAGAUAAAAAUGCCCGAACGAUGCUCUGGAUUAGUGAAAGAAUUUGAGCAGAUAUAUGGGCUGGAAAUGGAAAGUGAGGUUUUAGUAGAAGAGAUUUACGAUAAUCCUUAUGUUGUCGAUAAGAAGUUGUUGGAAGAGAAUGAGAGGAAGUUACAAGAGCUGUUGGCUGAGAAUAAGCGGGCCAAAAAACAGUUGCCAGAGAACGUGAUGUCUGGACCUGAUCCAAAACGACCGUGGCGUACACAAUCAAGCAAAGAAAAACUUUUUCGUAUCGACAACGAUAUCAAAAGACAUUUGGAGAAGGGCGAUCUGUCUAUCGAUCCCCUUCAAGAAGAAGAAAUGCAAGAUCUGGUGAAGGAAUGUAGAGAAGAGACACUACGAAACCCACCCGUAAACCCAGACCGGCUCCGGGAAACAGUGGUUGAGGCACGGAAGAAUCUACCUAAUUUCCAAUACCGCACGAUUGAGAACAGCACAGCAACAAAUAUUCUCCCUAAUGCUCACGAAAAGACCUCUGAAGUGCUUACUCAAGUAUUUCCUUAAUUGUUAUAAUAUGUCAUAGCGUCCAAUUAAAAUCAGACUGAGGGCCGAACUCUGGCAAUCAGUUUUUCCCGUACGUCAAAAAAAUAUUGGAGUUACAGAUCACGCUGUCUCAACUGUAAAUCUUAACCAAGACGUAUUCAAAAAUGUUACAUAACUUAAAAUAGUAUUUCUUCUAAUAAGUUUGACUAGUCAUUUCGAACAUAAUUCGAAUUCGAUUUUAUAAGAGCUGUCUUGAUUAGUUUUUAUAGAACUAUAAAUGUGUGUUUAGUGGUAAACAAUAAAAAUAUUACAUAUUUCCUUUAAAUUGUUAUUAUAUUAUCAACUUCAAGUAUAUGGAUGAAACUGUUGUCCAGCUCCAAGCUAUAAUCUUUUCAUUGCCAUUCAAAUAAAGGUUUGCGCGAAUCAA